AUGAUUAGAAGUUGCGUGAAAUCGCGGCGUCUAGGCCCUGGUGCAAAUGUCGCAUACAUGGGGCUUCUCGCCAGUAUGGGUGCGGGAAUGGACAGUCAAGGCCGAGCGCUGGAUGAAGCUUUUUGUACAAUCUGGAAAACUGCAGCGAUAGGGUCGUUCAUUCAUAUUGAAGAUGGACGUUGGUUCUGGAGAGUAGAAUGCACCAACGAGGUUGACCCCAAGGAAAAAGAAAAGCAACAUGAACUGAGGGUACGAGGAAGCGGAGUUGAGGGAAACCAUCAGGACAAACGGCGGGGGCUAUUGGCUGUCGAAGGCAGUAUCAGACGGGUACCACGCGGACACUGCUAG
Molecule: messenger RNA, 348 nt
Organism: Histoplasma mississippiense
Lineage: Eukaryota; Fungi; Ascomycota; Eurotiomycetes; Onygenales; Ajellomycetaceae
Exons: 4
Coding region: 1-348 (115 amino acids)
Source: RefSeq, a predicted model, not a curated record